This is a messenger RNA of Andrographis paniculata, 3195 nucleotides long. RefSeq names its product leucine-rich repeat receptor-like protein kinase TDR. Lineage: Eukaryota; Viridiplantae; Streptophyta; Magnoliopsida; Lamiales; Acanthaceae. Gene Ontology annotation, molecular function: receptor serine/threonine kinase binding; ATP binding; protein kinase activity. The coding region runs from base 87 to 3131 and encodes 1014 amino acids. The record is from RefSeq and is a predicted model, not a curated record. The transcript has a single exon. Gene Ontology annotation, biological process: protein phosphorylation.
UAUUUAGUUUUAUUAUUUUUUUCCACUCUUUUUAAUUUAAUUCAAUUCGAUGAACCAUUUCUCCAUUCUCCAUCUCACAAACAAGCAUGACCUCUUCCCCCCUUCUCCACACACUUUCAAUUUUCAUCACAAUUUCCAUCGCCGUCGCCGCCGCAGAGUCGCCGGAGAUUCUUUCCCUGCUGUCAAUCAAGUCAUCCCUGACAGAUCCUCUCGGCACAUUCGACGACUGGGUCCUAACCAACUCCUCCUCCUCGUACUCCUCGACCCCUAUCUGGUGCACCUGGACCGGCAUUAAAUGCAGCCGCCGAACCGGCCACGUCACCGCCCUCGACCUCUCCGGUCGGAAUCUCUCCGGGAAUAUUCCUCCCGACAUCAACGCCUUAUCCCAUCUACAUUACCUCAACCUCAGCCGGAACUCCUUCGCCGGCGAAUUCCCAGCCGCCAUUCUCCGCCGCCUCCCCAACCUUAAAAUCCUCGACAUUAACCACAACUCCUACAGUUCACUCCCAACCUUCCCGCCGGCGGCGCUCAAAUCCCUCAAUUUCUUCAACGCCUACAGCAAUUCCUUCGCCGGAGCCCUGCCGGAAAGCUUUGUCCCCCUGAAAAAUCUGGAAUAUCUCAACCUCGGCGGCAGCUACUUUUCCGGCGAGAUUCCGGCGAGCUACGGAAGCUUCUCGAAGCUCAGGCAUCUCUACCUGCAUGGAAAUUCGCUGACAGGCCCGAUCCCGGCGGAAUUGGGAAAUUUGAAGGAAUUAGAGCAUUUCGAACUAGGCUACAAUUCGUACUCAGGUGGGGUGCCUCUCGAAUUCUCGGACCUGUCGAAAUUAGAAUAUCUCGACAUCUCAUCGUCGAACCUGUCGGGAAAUCUUCCGACCGGGCUGGCCCGAUUGGGCCGUCUCCAAGAAUUACUGCUCUUCAAGAAUCACCUGUCAGGCCCGAUUCCUGAAAAUUGGGCCGAGAUGAAAUCCCUCCAGGUUCUUGAUUUGUCCGACAAUAACCUGUCGGGCCGAAUCCCGACGGGAUUCUCGGGCCUGGAAAGUCUCAGAAUGGUGUCGUUGUUGAACAACAACCUGUCGGGGGAGAUUCCAGGGGGGUUUGGUGACCUUCCGAAUCUUGAAGUUCUCUAUCUAUGGAACAAUUCCCUGUCAGGGAUUUUGCCUAAAAGGCUCGGGUCGAAUUCCAGGUUGCAAUCCCUGGAUGUGUCUUCGAAUUCCCUGACAGGCCCGAUUCCAAGGAAUCUUUGUCUCGGCGACAGCCUGGUGAAGCUCGUGCUGUUUUCGAACAGAUUUUUCGGGGAGAUCCCCCUGACGCUGGCGAAUUGUACGAGGUUGUCGCGGCUGCGGAUUCACGACAACCGGCUUAAUGGGUCGAUACCGUAUGGAUUUGGGUCGUUGCCUAAUCUCACUUUCGUCGAUGUAAGCGGGAAUGGUUUGUCGGGCCUGAUUCCCGACGACCUCGCCAAUGCUCGCCAAUUGGGGUUCUUGAAUAUAUCGGGGAACUCGUUCGAGUCUCCGCUCCCUGGGGGGAUUUGGAAGGCGCCGUGUUUGAAGAUUUUGCUGGCGAGUUCUUCGGGGCUCACCGGGAAAAUCCCGCGGUUCGAAGGAUGCACGAGCUUUUACCGGAUUGAGCUCGACGGAAACGAUCUCGACGGUAGCAUCCCAGGGGACAUUAGCCAAUGUACGAAGCUCAUCAGCCUGAAUUUGAGUCGGAAUUCGUUGUCCGGGAUCAUACCGUGGGAGAUUGCGAGCCUGCCUUCAAUCACGAAUCUCGACUUGUCGCGCAAUCACCUGACGGGCGCGAUUCCAUCGGGCUUGGGCAGCGUAAGGACGCUGGAGAAUCUCGACGUUUCGUACAAUCGGCUGACGGGGCCUUUGCCGUCGUCAGGGGUGCUGUUUUCGAGUCUCCACCCGUCUGCAUUCGCCGGGAACGAAGGCCUCUGCGGCAAGAUUCUCGAUAAGCCUUGCCAGGAAGAUGCGCCGGCUACAGACAUGGUGGCGAAGGACGAGCGCCGGCAGCCUAAGAAGACUGCCGGUGCAAUCGUCUGGAUAAUGGCUGUGGCCUUCGGCAUCGGCGUGUUCAUUCUCGUCGCAGGAAGCCAUUGCCGCGGCAGAUACAGCGGCAAUCUCCUCUGCGACCAUGGCGACGUCGGCCCCUGGAAGCUCACCGCGUUCCAGAGGCUAAACUUCACGGCGGACGACGUCCUCGAGUGCCUCAACAUGUCCGAGAACGUAAUCGGGAUGGGCUCGACCGGCGCCGUCUACAAAGCAAAGAUGCCGAGCGGCGACAUCAUCGCCGUCAAGAAGCUGUGGGGCAAGAACAAGGACACAAUCCGUCGUAGACGGGGAGUGUUGGCCGAGGUCGACGUGUUAGGGACCGUCCGGCAUCGGAACAUUGUCCGGCUGCUGGGGUGCUGCAGCAAUGCCGAAUGUACGAUGCUGCUCUACGAGUACAUGGCCAACGGGAGCCUCGACGACUUGCUACACGGCAAGAACAAAUGGGACAACCUCGUCGCGGACUGGUCGACGAGGUACAAGAUCGCGUUAGGCGUGGCGCAGGGCGUGUGCUACCUCCACCAUGACUGCGACCCGGUGAUCGUGCACCGCGACCUCAAGCCGAGCAACAUCCUCCUCGACGAGAAAAUGGAGGCGCGCCUCGCGGAUUUCGGAGUCGCGAAGCUGAUCCACGGCCGGGAGUCGAUGUCCGUGAUCGCCGGAUCGUACGGGUACAUCGCGCCCGAGUACGCUUACACGUUACAAGUGGACGAGAGGAGCGACGUGUACAGCUAUGGCGUGGUGCUGAUGGAGAUACUCACCGGGAAAAGAUCGGUCGACUCCGAAUUCGGAGACGGCAACUGUAUAGUAGAUUGGGUGAAAGCUAAGAUCAAGAUCAAGAAUGGAGUCGAUGAAGUUUUGGACAAAAAUGCAGGUGCAGGCUGUGCUUCUGUGAAGGAGGAGAUGCUGCUGCUCCUCAGAAUUGCACUGCUCUGCACCUGCCGGAAUCCGGCGGACCGGCCGUCGAUGAGGGACGUCGUGUCGAUGCUGCAGGAGGUCAAGCCAGGCGGCAAGCUGCCUCCCGCCGCCGGCGAAUUUGUGGCUGUGGAUAUUCCGGCGACACAAAAACCAGAGUAUUAAUUUGCCAGUGUGAUUUAUGUUCGUCAUCAACAUUUUCCUAUUUUGAAUUUGGGGAUUGGAUUGA